AUGCGCACCAGCGUCUUCGUGGCAUUGGUCGUGGCCACCUUCGUGGCGACCUGCAUCAGCUUCACCAGCGCCAAGAAUGUAGCCCAGAUCCGAGACGUCGAUGGCGGCAACAAUGUACAGGAAACCCGCACACUGGCCGAGGCGGACGAUUGGUGGCUAGCGUCUACCAACACCGAAGAAAGAAGCGGCGGGGCUGGUUUUUUCAGCAAACUUCGUGGAAAAGUGCAUGCCAAGCAGUCCAGCGGCGUUAUGACGACGCAAAAACUCAACGACCAGCAGGUUAAGACAAUCACGAAAGAAGUGGCUACGACUGUGAAGAAGGACCGCAGAACUUGGCCCAUGAUCAAGAAAGGCUUGAAGAUUCUGUACGGCGCCCUCCUCGCAGGUCUCAUCAUUGUGGGUGUGGAAGCUAUGCUAUCUUAA
Molecule: messenger RNA, 423 nt
Organism: Phytophthora infestans T30-4
Lineage: Eukaryota; Oomycota; Peronosporomycetes; Peronosporales; Peronosporaceae
Product: secreted RxLR effector peptide protein, putative
Exons: 1
Coding region: 1-423 (140 amino acids)
Source: RefSeq, a predicted model, not a curated record